UUCAUCAGCACCGUUCUCUGGCUCCUGUAGCGGAUUCGUUUCCCUGAGGGACUCGGCGGAUGAUCCGGACCCGGUGAACCGGACCGAGCCUCUGUCCUCCCCGGUGUGUUUCUGGCUUUCUGCUCCGUGUUUACCGGACGGCGGCGGCGGCGGCGGCGGUGAUGAUGGUGGACGCGGCGGAGUGCGGGCUGUGCGGGGUGAAGGUGAUGUGUCGCUUCAGGCCGCUGAGCGACGCGGAGCGAAGCCGCGGAGACAAAUUCGUCCCCAAAUUUAACGGAGAGGACACGGUGGUGGUGGCGGGGAAGCCAUACGUGUUUGACACGGUCCUCCCUCCGCACACUGAGCAGGUACAGGUGUACGACACCUGUGCCAGACAGAUCGUCAGAGAUGUGUUGUGUGGAUAUAACGGGACCAUCUUUGCGUACGGUCAGACGUCGUCAGGAAAGACUCACACCAUGGAGGGGAAGCUGCACGACCCCCGACUGAUGGGAAUCAUUCCUCGCAUUGCCAGAGACAUCUUCGACCACAUCUACUCGAUGGACGAAAACUUGGAGUUUCACAUCAAGGUCUCUUAUUUUGAAAUCUAUCUGGACAAAAUCAGAGACUUGCUUGAUGUGUCAAAGACAAACUUGUCCGUACACGAGGACAAAAACAGGGUUCCCUAUGUGAAGGGCUGCACGGAGCGUUUUGUCUCCAGUCCCGAGGAGGUGAUGGACGUCAUCGAUGAGGGGAAAGCGAACAGACACGUCGCCGUGACCAACAUGAACGAGCACAGCUCUCGCAGCCACAGCAUUUUUCUGAUCAACAUCAAGCAGGAGAACGUGGAGACGGAGACGAAGCUGUCGGGGAAACUUUACCUGGUCGACCUCGCCGGCAGCGAGAAGGUCAGUAAAACCGGAGCGGAAGGCUCCGUGUUGGACGAAGCCAAGAACAUCAACAAGUCUCUGUCUGCUCUUGGGAACGUUAUCGCUGCUCUGAGCGAAGGAACGAAAACCCACGUCCCGUACAGAGACAGCAAGAUGACCCGAAUCCUUCAGGACUCUCUGGGAGGAAAUUGUCGAACUACCAUCAUCAUUUGCUGCUCGCCAUCGGUGUACAACGAGGCCGAGACCAAGUCCACCCUCAUGUUUGGACAGAGAGCUAAAACCAUAAAGAACACAGUGUCUGUGAACCUGGAGUUGACAGCGGAGGAGUGGAAGAAGAAGUACGAGAAGGAGAAAGAGAAGAACAGGAGUCUGAAUGUCACGAUCCAGAAACUGGAGAACGAGCUGAAACGCUGGAGGAAAGGUGAGUCUGUACCUGUUGAGGAGCAGCUGAGCAGCAGAAACAAGAAGAGCAGCGGUGAGACGGCGGCAGUGAUGGACAGCUCGGCCCUGCCCUCCGUCCCUAUGUCUGACGAGGAGAGGACGCAAUACGAGACGCUCAUCACUGACCUGUACCAGCAGCUGGACGACAAGGAUGAUGAGAUCAACCAGCACAGUCAGACGGCUGAGAAAUUCAAACAGCAGCUGGUCGAACAGGACGAGCUGUUGGCGUCGAGCCGCCAGGACUACGAGCGUCUGCAGGAGGAAGUGUCCCGGCUCCAGAAAGACAGUGACUCAGCCAAAGAGGAGGUGAAGGAGGUGCUGCAGGCGCUGGAGGAGCUAGCUGUCAACUACGACCACAAGAGCCAGGAGGUGGAGGACAAGAACCGCUGCAACGCACAGCUGAAUGAGGAGCUCGCGCACAAAACCGUGAGUUUGGAGACGGUUCAGAGGGACUUUUCCACUCUGCAGGAUCUCAGCGCUCAUCAUAAGAAGAGAUCAGCAGAGAUCCUCAACCUGCUGCUCAGAGACCUCAGCGACAUCGGGGGUGUCCUCGGUACCACCGACCUCAAAGCUAUGACGGAGACGAGCGGAGCGAUGGAGGACGAGUUCACCACGGCUCGUCUCUACAUCAGUAAGAUGAAGUCGGAGGUCAAAUCUCUGGUGAGCCGCAGCAAACAGCUGGAGGCCAACCUGAUGGAGAACACCAGCAGGAUGGUGGCCAGCGAGGAGGAGCUCAACACCCUUCAGCUGCUGGUCUCACAGCUCCAGGCGAAGAUGGCAUCUCUGACAGAUGACCUCCAGAGGGUGGAGCAGAAGAAGAGGCAGCUGGAGGAGAGUCAGGAUGCUCUGACGGAGGAGGUCGCCAAACUGCAGGCUCAGGGUAAAAUGCAUGAGGUGACGGUGAUGGACAAAGAGAAGGAACACAUGAGCAGACUGAAGGACGCUGUUGACAUGAAGAGAACUCUCGAGGAACAGAUGGAGAACCACAGAGAAAUUCAUCAGAAGCAGCUGAGUCGACUCCGGGACGAGAUCGAGCAGAGACGGAGGGACGCCGACCGGCUCAAAGAUGUGAAUCAGGUUCUUCAGCUGGAGAACAGGAAGCUUCAGUCCGACCUCGACAGGCUGAAGGCUGACGACCAGAACAAAGAGCAGAAACUGCAGAAGCUGCUGUUCCUGAAUGAGAAGCGAGAACAGGCCAAAGAGGACCUGAAGGGUCUGGAGGAGACAGUGGCCAAAGAGCUGCAGACGCUGAGUGACCUCCGCAAACUCUUCAUCCAGGACAUCGGCGCUCGAGUGAAGAACAGUUUGGAGAACGACAGCGACGAGGCCGGAGGCAGCCUGGCUCAGAGACAGAGGAUCGUCUUCUUAGAAAAUAACCUGGAGCAGCUGAGUAAAGUCCACAAACAGCUGGUGCGGGACAACGCAGACCUUCGCUGCGAGCUGCCAAAGCUGGAAAAGCGUCUUCGGGCCACGGCAGAGCGAGUGAAAGCUCUGGAAGCCGCGCUGAGGGAUGCCAAGGAGUCGGCUCUGAGAGACCGCAAGCGAUACCAACAGGAAGUGGACCGCAUCAAAGAAGCCGUUCGCUCCAAGAACGUCUCCAGGAGAGGACACUCCGCUCAGAUAGCCAAGCCAAUCAGAGCCGGGCAUCAGCACCCAUCCUCGUCUCCGUCCAUCAGACUGACCAUCAGAGGAGGCGGGGCAGCAAGUAGUCCGCGUCACCACUCCUCCCGACAGCAGUCGUCUCAGCAACCGCUCCAGCAACAACCCCAUCAGAGCUACACCAAGUAAGGUGCAGGGAACAGACCACUGGAUCCGUUUUGUUUGGAUUUCUGAGCGCUCUCUCACCACUCUGCCUUUAUUGGAACCAGACUCCUUUCCACCUUAACAGCCAUUCCACCUUAACAGCCAACAAGUGCUUUCUUCCCUCUCUGUGUUCUUUUUCUGACUCUGGUGCUCCGAGUCUGUCUGAUGGGAUCAGCUGAGUCACAUUGUGAAUGAGUCAGAUAAUAUUUUAACGUCAGCAGACUGACUCGGCAACUUUCAAUUCUUCAGAUCUGAUUUCAGCUUUAAACUUAAUUCGGUCUCUAACGUGAGAACGCACAGGAAGUUAAAUAAUUAGACAGAACUUUAAUUUGACGUCAGGAGUAAAGUUCUAAACAAAAAGAAAAAAACGAAGUGAAAUUACAAAUUUAAACUUUUUCUUGGAAAAUAAAUCAUAUUAAAUUCCUUUGCAAAGAAUAGUUUUACUUUACCUCAACAUAGAAUUUUUCCUGUGAACUUGAUUUAUUUGCCGUUCCUGUUGCACUAACACGUACAAAGUCAAAUUCAUAAGCCGUGUUUAUAUGUUUAAAUGAAGACGGAACAAAUACACAAACAAAAUACAAACACAACUUAGUCGUUAACAUUAAUAUUUUGUCUGAGGACACAGUUUGGUUUGAGCCUGUUUUAUAGACGUGAAUCGUUUCUGUUCUUAUUUUUGAUCUUCAUCAUG
Molecule: messenger RNA, 3798 nt
Organism: Toxotes jaculatrix (banded archerfish)
Lineage: Eukaryota; Metazoa; Chordata; Actinopteri; Toxotidae
Product: kinesin heavy chain-like
Exons: 26
Coding region: 162-3095 (977 amino acids)
Biological process (GO): microtubule-based movement
Molecular function (GO): microtubule motor activity; microtubule binding; ATP binding
Source: RefSeq, a predicted model, not a curated record